Molecule: messenger RNA, 705 nt
Organism: Cucurbita pepo subsp. pepo (vegetable marrow)
Lineage: Eukaryota; Viridiplantae; Streptophyta; Magnoliopsida; Cucurbitales; Cucurbitaceae
Source: RefSeq, a predicted model, not a curated record
AUGGAUGCUGCUGCAUUGGCCUCCACUAUGAAUGAAGUUCAGAGGCUCAAGGUCCAGCUGAACAUAGUGUCUGAAUCCGACCAAACCCAAAGUAACCUCGCCGAGUCUAUGGAAAAUCUUCAAUCAGAUGGAAUCAAAGCUGUUGAAGCCUACAACUCUUUCUCACUAGAAUUGGAGCAAUCAAAAGAUCAGAAUUCAUGGAGGGAUGACUUUGAUUUUUAUGGAGGGAAGGGAAGAUACCAGAAAGGUUUAAAUUCCGAUCGUGUUGGUGAUGGAUUUAGGAAUUAUGGAUCGAUGGUUCGUAUGAGAGGAGUAACAGGAAAAAGAGCUUUUGGCAAUGGAACUUGUCAGACUGCCGAGGAUAAAACAGAGAGGAGCUGGAGGAAGCUAAGUUUCAAUAACUCUGGACUAGUGGGGCGGGGUGCUCAACCCGAUAAAAAUCCUACUGGUUUUGUGGAUGCUAAUUGGGCUGGUGACGUGAACGAUAGAUGCUCUACAAGAGGUUUUUGUUUCACAGCAGACUCUGCUGCAAUUUCAUGGUGCAGUAAAAAGCAAAGCACCGUUGCUUUGUCAAGUUGUGAAGCAGAAUAUGUAGCUACUACAAUGGCUACUCAAGAAUUUUUAUGGUUGAUCAGGAGGCUUAUUCAAGAAAUGGUGACUACUCAUUAUCAUUUUGUUCGAGAGAAUGUUAAUGCAGGAUGUUGA